Messenger RNA from Ipomoea triloba (trilobed morning glory), 1191 nucleotides. Its product is annotated as peroxidase 64-like. The transcript is spliced from 4 exons. The coding region runs from base 48 to 995 and encodes 315 amino acids. The record is from RefSeq and is a predicted model, not a curated record. NCBI's taxonomy places the organism in Eukaryota, Viridiplantae, Streptophyta, Magnoliopsida, Solanales, Convolvulaceae. Gene Ontology annotation, biological process: response to oxidative stress; hydrogen peroxide catabolic process. Gene Ontology annotation, molecular function: peroxidase activity; heme binding. Gene Ontology annotation, cellular component: plant-type cell wall; plasmodesma.
UAACAACCAUAGUUUCUUAAAGUAACAACAGUUUCCACUUUCCAGCCAUGGCCUCCAUUGUUGCCUUGUUGAGCUCAUUGCUUGUCUUCUCCAUCAUUUCUCUGGGGAAUGCACUGAGCUCAAACUACUAUGAGAAGACAUGUCCCCAGGCAGAGAAUGCAGUGACACAGGUUGUGAAGAAGGCCUCCAUGGCAGACAAAACUGUCCCUGCUGCACUGCUGAGGAUGCAUUUCCAUGACUGUUUCAUAAGGGGCUGUGAUGCAUCAGUGUUGCUGAACUCAAAGAAGAGUGCUGCAGAGAAGAAUGGACCACCUAAUCUCUCCCUGCAUGCAUUCUAUGUCAUUGAUGAUGCAAAGAAAGCAGUGGAAGCAAUCUGCCCCGGUGUUGUCUCGUGUGCUGAUAUUUUAGCGUUUGCAGCAAGAGAUGCAGUUGUCAUAGCUGGUGGGCCAUACUGGGAUGUCCCAAAGGGAAGAAAAGAUGGGAGAGUAUCAAAAGCCAGUGAAACCAUACAACUCCCAGGCCCAGCCUUCAACCUAUCUCAACUUCAGAAGAGCUUCUCACAGAGAGGUCUAUCAAUGGCAGACCUGGUGGCCCUCUCAGGUGGGCACACCAUAGGCUUCUCCCACUGUUCUUCCUUCAACAACAGACUCCACAACUUCAAUGCCACCCAUGAUGUUGAUCCCACACUUCACCCCACCAUUGCUGCAAACCUGAAAGCCAUAUGCCCCCUGAACAGCAAAUCCAAGAAUGCAGGAACCAGCAUGGACCCUUCUUCCAACACUUUUGACAACAACUAUUACAAGCUAAUUGCCCAGGGGAAAAGCCUCUUCUCCUCAGACCAGGCUCUGUUCACCAACCCAAACACCAAAUCCCUGGUUUUGCAGUAUGCCAAUUCAAAAGAGGCUUUCUUUAAGGCUUUUGCAAACUCCAUGAUCAAGAUGAGCAGCAUUACAGGAGGACAGGAAGUCAGAAGAGAUUGCAGGAUAGCUAAUUAGAUUAUUAGCCUCCAAAAAUUGUCCUUUCUAGUGAGUGUGGAUAGUCCAGCAAAAUGGGCUGUCUUUCAUAUAUCUCAUUUUCUUUCUUUAUCAGCAGAGUAUAUGUAAUGGAUUGCAAUAACUAAGAUAAUUAGUGGAUUGCUUUUACUCUCAAAAUCAUUUGUUUAUUUGAAUCAGAGCCUUUCUCUUCGUCUCA